UAUCCAACACUUAAGUAAUACCAUUAGCAUAGUUUGCACAGUUUAUAUUAUAAAAACAUUUUCAUAGGUAGCUGUGGAUUUAUAAAUGAACUGACUCCACACUCUUUAUAGCGUUAAAGAAUCGUAUAGCUUAAAGUGUACGGCUUACACUCUAGCUGGUACAAAAUAGACUAUUCUGUGUUAGUGCACUCUGUAUGUAUCAUUCAUCACGAGUCACGCAGUACAUAAUGCAGAAUUUCUUGAAAAGUUAUUAUUCGUUGUGCGAUUACAUAAUAUUAUCAAAAAAACAUUCCAGAUCAGUGCCGUGCGGUGUGGUCUUUGAAUCUGAGGGUCACGAAGUAACCGUGUGAAUAAUCCUCAUCUGGAAGUCAGUCCGAUGGCGACAAUAUUGUAUAAAAACUUCAAUGUUGUUUGGCAUGCCAAAUUCAAAGGCAUCCUUUAUUUCAUCAAAGUGCUUUGGAAGCGGUUAUUAAAUUUGCAAGAGUUUAACAACAGGUGACACCUGAGAGAAUGGCUUCUCGAAAACACAGUUAGCGCCGUGUCAAAAGAUGUCCGUACUUAGUUCAGGGAGAGAUACAAGUUUUUUGUAUCUUCUUGCAGCGCCAUAUCAACUAUUUUAGAAGUUUGAAGGAUGCUCUGAGUAAAGUGGCCGAAGAAUUUGAUGGAGAGGAGUCUGAGUUCCAUGUAUUAUGAUAUUGUAAACUAACAUAUUAAAUGUGUGCCAAGAAGAUAUGGGUGUGUCGGUCUUUGUUGGACCAACGUUUAGUUAUUGGCCAACACAUCUUCUACCUAAUAACUAAAGCCCGAAGCUUCCAAAAGCCAACACUAGAGGCAAUGGACGGAGCUUUUAGAAGUAUUUAGUUGUUGCCCAGGGCAUCUAGUUUUUGGCCAUGCCGAGAAUCGGCUGCAUUGACCAGAUAUGGAGCACCUGGUCAGCAACGUAUUUAGCACAGCAGAAGGGUUAACCAUAAUUGUUUGCACACCUUCAAAUAAUCCUCAUCAAUACUUAAGCACUAAGCAACAACGGUUGCAUUUGCCUAAAAGCAUUUUGACACUAACACUGUGAAAAAAAGCUGGCCUGAAUGAUUAAUACAAAUUUACUAUUACUUCUAUUCUUCUUCUUUAAAACAUCGUUUUAAAAGAAACGUGAAAAGAAAAUGUGUCGGAUGUCUUUGAAAUAUGGAAGUUAUAAUAACCUGAUGGAAAUUUGCAACAAUCCAUGGCAGUUCGUACGGCCAUCGACCAUUUUGUCUGAUAAUUCAGUUUUAUAUAAUUUUCUAAGAUCAAACAUUUUCUUAGUUCGGCGUUAUUAAAUUGUUGUAUACAUUUUAUCGCAUCUCCACAAUUAAUAACAGCUUAAACAUUUAAAAUGUAUCCAGCUAGACCAACGAGAGUACGAGCUCGGGGUCCGGUUAACAAUGUGCGUCAACCCGGUCCAAGGUAUCCACAACAGCGACCGACGUUCACAUCCUUUACUCCUAGACCACCUGUGUCUGGAUCUGUUGAUUCACAAGUGAAACAAGUAAAAGAAAAGAUGAACAAAUUGGCAACAACGGAUGAUAUGCCAAUUCCCCUUGGCCGGGGAAGUGUACGUGGCCGUCGUUUAACGACCGAAUUUCAAGAAACAUUUCUAGCGCCCCGCCCUGAAUCGUCAUUGACUCCGACAGGAAAGAGAGGUGUCUCCGGAGUUGAAGUACAAUUGUUGUCAAAUUAUUUCCCGCUGAGAUGUAUUGACAAGGACAAAGGAUUAAUGCAAUGGGAACUAUAUCAAUAUCGAGUUGACUUUGAUCCCGAAGAAGAUCGUAUUGCAGUCAAAAGAGGUUUAUUGGCUCAGCAUCGCAAUGUUUUUGGCGGUUACUUGUUCGAUGGAACUAUGUUGUUCACAAGCUCCAAGUUGAACCCCGAGUCAUUCGAGCUGACAUCCCAAGAUCGUAAGGACGAUAAGAUGUUCAUUAUAAAAAUAAAAUUCACUAAUGUCUUGAAAUCUGGUGAUUAUACUUACAUUCAAGUAUUCAACUUGCUUUUGCGCAACUGUAUUCGGCAUCUCGGCCUUAAGCUAAUAUCCAGAAACUUUUAUGACCCGGAAGCUAAGAUUGACUUGCCAGCACACAAGCUCCAACUUUGGCCUGGAUACGAAACAUCCAUCGCCAUGCAUGAAAACAAUACAGUAUUAAUGUGUGCUGAAAUUUCGACCAAAGUAAUGCGCCAAGAAACAGUGUUGGAUUUUUUACAUUCAUGUGCCGCCGAAAGGUCUAGGAACCCAGAAUGGAUGACCAAUUUCAAGAACGGAGUCAUUGGAACAACUGUUAUGACAGUUUACAAUAACGAGACCUAUGUUAUUGACGAUAUCGACGAAGCUUCGGAUCCUUCGUCAACGUUUCCUAAGAAAGAUGGCACGAAAAUGUCGUACAACCAAUACUACAAAGAGAAAUGGAAUGUACAAAUACGCGGGGGCAGACAACCCAUGCUGAUAUCGAAGAACAAAAAAAAAUCUGUCCGCGAAUUUGGGGUGGAAGAAUCUUUGGUGUAUUUGGUUCCUGAGCUGUGUGUCAUGACUGGAUUAACUACUCAGAUGCGAAAUAAUUUCAAUCUUAUGAAGGACUUGGCAAUCUAUACGCGUAUAAACCCAGACGAAAGGGUCAGGCGCCUUCGGAAUUUCGUCAAACGAGUGUUGUCGUCCAAUAACUCUGUAGAAGAGUUUACGAAAUGGAACUUAAAGUUAGACAGCGACCUCGUUGAAGUAAAAGGGCGCGUUUUGAAACCGGAACCGAUUUUUGGCAACGUAAAGGAUUAUAAUGGCGGAGAUCAAGCUGAUUGGACUAAACAUCUAAGAAUGUCACCGAUGUACACUAAUGCUGUAGUGAAAUGUUGGGUCGUUAUGGCUCCUGUGCAAAAUAAACAGGAGGUAAUCGCUUUCCUCACUACUCUGGCAAAGGCGGCCCGGGGGAUGGGUUUCACAUUACCACAGCCUGUUAUGGUUCCACUGCAAGAUAGUCGAUCGGAUACCAUUAUAUGCACUCUGGAGGAAGCGGUGAAUCAAAAAAAUCCGACUAUUAUACUUUGCGCGAUUCCACCGAAAGGACAACUGUACGCUGUGAUAAAACGAAAAUUGUGCGUGGACAGGGCAGUGCCGUCCCAAGUGGUGCUACUGAAAAAUGUACAGAAAAAUAACAUAUCGGUUGCAACGAAAAUCGCUGUACAAAUGAAUUGCAAAAUUGGAGGUGCACCGUGGCUGGUGAAAAUUCCUAAAAAAGGCAUGAUGAUAGUAGGUUAUGACGUUUACCAUACGCAAAAAGGUAAGAAAAAAAUGUCUUAUGGAGCUUUGAUUGCAACAAUGGGCGACACCCACACUAAUAUAUUCAGUUGUGUUGAGCUCCACGAGGUCGGCGAAGAGUUGUCCAACCAUUUCGCGGCGACUAUGAGCAAGGCCUUGAUGACGUACAAAUCGAUAAAUGGACAUUUGCCAACGAGUAUAGUAAUAUACAGAGACGGCGUCGGCGAAGGGCAGCUUCAAUAUGUCCACAAAAUUGAAAUCAAACUAAUUAAAGCCGUCGUUAAACAAUUCUACGGUGACGCUGGUGUCCCCAUGGCGGUUGUCGUAGUUACUAAACGUAUAAGCACCAGGUUUUUCACAAAACAAGGCACGCGUAACCCUCAAGCCGGUACAGUUGUAGAUAGCGUGGUCACCGACCCUAAUAAAUACGACUUCUAUUUAGUGUCACAACAUUCGACACAAGGAACAGUGGCGCCUACGCACUAUCAAGUUAUUGAAGACACUUUGAAUCUUCCACCGGAUCAUAUGCAAAAACUUACAUUUAAACUGUGUCACAUGUACUUUAAUUGGUCGGGCACCGUACGUGUACCAGCCCCGUGUUUAUUAGCCCAUAAAUUGGCAUAUUUUGCUGGUCAAACAUUAUGUGGAUCGCCGAACGUUGGUUUAGACCGCCUCCCUUAUUUUUUGUAAUUAAGUUUCUUUACUACCUGUUUUAUAUUGUACCUUUUGUUUUAUUGUUAUUGAAUUUGUCACCGCUUCAUUUGACCCA
Adelges cooleyi (spruce gall adelgid) is the source of this 4043-nucleotide messenger RNA. Its product is annotated as piwi-like protein Siwi. Gene Ontology annotation, molecular function: piRNA binding; protein binding. Bases 1370 to 3964 code for a protein of 864 amino acids. The transcript has 23 exons. Gene Ontology annotation, biological process: regulatory ncRNA-mediated gene silencing. Lineage: Eukaryota; Metazoa; Arthropoda; Insecta; Hemiptera; Adelgidae. Gene Ontology annotation, cellular component: P granule. The record is from RefSeq and is a predicted model, not a curated record.